Molecule: messenger RNA, 797 nt
Organism: Sinocyclocheilus grahami
Lineage: Eukaryota; Metazoa; Chordata; Actinopteri; Cypriniformes; Cyprinidae
Product: membrane-associated guanylate kinase, WW and PDZ domain-containing protein 3-like
Exons: 4
Coding region: 142-528 (128 amino acids)
Biological process (GO): signal transduction
Cellular component (GO): cell-cell junction; cytoplasm
Molecular function (GO): protein binding
Source: RefSeq, a predicted model, not a curated record
GGUAUUUUAGGUGGUUCAGCCGGGGUGAGCCGUGCCCUCGCCCACACAUCUUCCCCCAGCCAAUCACGAGAUUCAAGAGGAGGAGACGGCAGUGCCUUGGAGAAUGGGCUCGGACCCCGUAGAGGAGCACGGGUGACAGGGAUGGAAAACUGGGAGAUGAUGUACAGAGACUCAGGGAACGCCUAUUACAAUGACCAUCAUCUAAAGCCAUCCUCUUGGCCUAAUCGCCCAGCUCACAGCAGAGAGAAUGUCUGUAUGACUGAAUUGGCAGAGUUUACAGACCAGCCGAGUGAGCUGAAAGGCUUCUAUGUUCACACUCAUCUGGUUAAGGGUUCACGGGGUUUCGGCUUCAACAUAGUGGGAGGCAGCAGGCGGAGGGAGUUCCUGCAGAUCUACAGCAUCAUUCCCGGAGGACCUUCCACCCUUCACAUAGGCUGCUGCUGCUCUCUCUCUCUCUCUUGUGAUUGUGUGAUUCUGCUGAACGAGUGUCUCGAUCUCCCUCUAUUCCUAAUGGCCUGCAUGGAGUAAUCCAGCUAUCACUGUGUGCCGACACACACAUUUAUUAGAAAAAUGUGACAUUAUGAACACUCUCUCUCACUUCACUAUGACAUGCAUACUAACAUACAACUGCAUGCAUCUAUGAGCUCUUUUUGCUCAUUUAUGAAUACACACCAUUCAGAUUCACAGUGCAUUAUUAGAUCAGUGCAUUUUGCAUGAUAAUAAAGCAGUUGAGAGAAAAGAUCACCCACAAGGACAUAGAAAUAUUUAUAUUUAAACUUACACACACACACACACAC